This is a messenger RNA of Lactuca virosa, 1171 nucleotides long. The record is from the annotation of a GenBank genome assembly. Lineage: Eukaryota; Viridiplantae; Streptophyta; Magnoliopsida; Asterales; Asteraceae.
ACAAUAUAUAUGACAAAAAAUAUAAAUACUAGCAGUAUCCCCACCAAAAUUGCUAUUUCUAAUAACCAAAGAAUUCUGAAAUCUGAAUGCUGGUCAUAUUUGGAUCACUGUUUUAUAUUGAAAUAUAGUAGUAUAUUAUUUUGUCUUUCUAGGUGGUGGGCGUGACUCACAACUUACCCUGUUCUUCGAUCCUUCCAAACCCUACUUUCCAUCGUGAUCGCGUGAUUAUACCGAAAGCUUCUCGAGAACUUCCGUCGAGUUGAUUCUUUCCUUUUUCUCUACUCAAGAAUUCAUUUCAAUCUGGUUUUUGAAUCGGGUUGCAGCAUCGAAUCUAUCGAUUCGUCAAGGCGCAAGAGUACAAAUCAGAUAUCAAGGAUAAAAUGACAAUUGUGGAGGACCCAAAUCCAAAGCUUCCACCUACUUCUCCGACCAUUUCUCCACCAAAUUCCUAUGGAUCGGUGGUUCUAGGUGGCACCUUUGACCGCUUACAUGAUGGUCAUCGGCUUUUCCUUAAGGCAGCUGCAGAGUUAGCCAGAGAUCGAAUCAUAGUUGGUGUUUGUGAUGGACCUAUGCUAUCCAAGAAACAGUUUGUGGAGCUCAUUAUGCCUAUUGAAGAGAGAAUGAAAACCGUGGACGAUUACAUUAAGUCGGUGAAGCCUGAGCUGGCGGUACAAGUGGAACCUAUUACUGAUCCGUACGGUCCUUCCAUUGUUGAAAAGAAUCUGGAGGCUAUUGUUGUCAGUAAGGAGACAUUACCUGGUGGAUUAUCAGUCAACAAAAAGAGAGCCGAGAGAGGCCUCUCACAACUAAAGGUUGAAGUUGUGAAUCUGGUAUCUGAAGAAUCAAGUGGAGAAAAGUUGAGUUCAUCCACAUUGAGGAAGCUUGAAGCAGAGAAAGCCAAAAAAAAUUAGCAUACAUUUAUUAAGUGGUACAUAUGAUAUGAUAUGGAGAACAUGUUGAUACAAAGGAUUGGCUUACAUAAAGUUGUUCAAUAUAACCUUUUGUUGAAUAAAUUUGGUAUAGUGAGCGUACUUUUGAUGUUGUAUAGUUUCACUAGGGGAUAGGCCAGUAUGACCAUGGGCUUGAAGGUAUUUUAUCUUCAAAACAGGUCUCACAGAUCACGAACAAUAUAUAAACAAACAUAUUUUAUUUGGUUAUAUUCAAACAAAAA